CACGUGUUUCUGUUUCGUUGAUUUUUGGCGCCUUCGCGCGAAAGUAAAUUGUAUUCUCGUGUGAAUAAAAGUGUCAAGCAUGAUGGGAAUUGUGUAAUGUUCUUUAUUUGUGGUGUUUUAAUUGUGAUAGCAUCUGUUUACGCAGUUUUUAAAUGGCAUAAGGAUCAAGAGGUGUCGGAAAAAAUGUCAAAAAUUCCAUUAGCGUCAAUUCGGCCAACGCACCAAGACGUCGAAUUUUUGACUGAUGAUGAGGACGAUUUUGAACCAAAGCCUACUGUAUCAAAAUUUAAUCAUAAUAAAUUAGAAGAUUCGAGAUCCAAGUUUCAGACAAUCCUGAAGCUUGGAAAAAGAAAAGGAGAUUUUAACUGGAACUCCGGCAAAAGUGUCCUUUCGAAGGGAAUCAAACGAAAGAAUGAAAAAGAAGGUGGGUCGAACGUGAUAGAGAUAACAGACGAUGAAAGUGAAGAUAUUUCGCCGAAAAAAGAAAAUGUUCUACCUGAAUCUUCUGCACAAUAUCAUACGUCUCCAAUCAAAAUCGAGGCUCCAAAAGAGGUUUUAAUACAUCAUCGGUUAAUGAUCUCAUCAGUUUCUGUCGAUUUCCCAGUGAGACCGUAUCCUUGUCAAACAGCUGUGAUGAGCAUGCUGAUCAAGGGAUGUACGAAUAAGCAAAACUGCCUCUUGGAAAGUCCGACUGGGAGUGGAAAAACUUUGGCUCUUUUAUGCAGUUCCCUUGCCUGGCAGGAUAACUACGCACGUUUUGACUGAUCUACAAGCU
This is a messenger RNA of Belonocnema kinseyi, 775 nucleotides long. RefSeq lists its product as uncharacterized. The record is from RefSeq and is a predicted model, not a curated record. Gene Ontology annotation, cellular component: nucleus. NCBI's taxonomy places the organism in Eukaryota, Metazoa, Arthropoda, Insecta, Hymenoptera, Cynipidae. The transcript is spliced from 4 exons. Bases 97 to 765 code for a protein of 222 amino acids. Gene Ontology annotation, molecular function: ATP binding; DNA helicase activity. Gene Ontology annotation, biological process: double-strand break repair involved in meiotic recombination; nucleotide-excision repair.